UGUGGCGUUAUGUAUGCGGAAGUGAUGGACGCGGCUUGUGUUUGUGUUUCUGCAGGAGUCUGACGCGUCGGAUGAAGCUGCAUGACAGAAGGUCAGGAUGCUGGAGUCCUAUGUUUCUCCUCUCUUGAUGAGUUAUGUGAACCGCUACAUAAAGAACCUGAAGCCGUCGGACCUGCAGCUGUCACUAUGGGGCGGCGACGUGGUUCUGAGCAAACUGGACCUGAGACUGGACGUGCUGGAGCAGGAGCUCAAGCUGCCCUUCACCUUCCUGAGCGGACACAUCCACGAGCUGCGCAUCCACGUGCCCUGGACCAAACUGAGCUCGGAGCCCGUGGUCAUCACCAUCAACACCAUGGAGUGCAUCCUCAAGCUCCGAGACGGAGCCACGGAUGAUAAUGAAAGCUGUACGUCCAGUUCGACCAAUCGCAGCGCCUCUGAGAGCUCUAAGGCCGUGUCUAAACCUCGACGGGUGCAGCAGGCCCCCAGCGACCCUGACCUGCCCCCAGGGUACGUACAGAGCCUGAUUCGGCGAGUGGUGAAUAACGUCAAUAUCGUGGUCAAUAAUCUGAUUCUGAAGUAUGUGGAAGAUGACAUCGUGCUGUCGGUCAACAUCACGUCUGCGGAGUGCUACACGGUGGACGAUCUGUGGGACCGAGCCUUCAUGGACAUCAUCGCUCCUGAACUGGUCCUGAGGAAGGUGAUCAAUUUUUCAGACUGCACCGUGUGUUUGGAUAAGCGCAAUGCGAGCGGGAAGAUCGAGUUUUAUCAGGACCCGCUGCUCUACAAAUGCUCCUUCAGAACUCGUCUUCAUUUCACCUACGACAACAUCAACGCCAAAAUCCCCGCCGUCAUUAAAGUUCACACGAUGGUGGAGAGUCUGAAGCUCUCUCUGACGGACCAGCAGCUGCCCAUGUUCAUCCGGCUGAUGGAGCUGGGUGUCGCGCUGUAUUACGGAGAGAUGGGCGUCCAUCGAGACGCAGAGAAGGAGGAGAGCGGCUCGCUUCGAGAGAGCGUCUCUGGUCUGAUGGAUGCGUCCGAUCCGGCUCUGACGGGUCAGUACUUCCAGGGCGAGGAUGAAGAUGAAGGCUGGAUGUCGUGGGCCUGGUCCUUCGUCCCGGCCAUCGUGAGCACCGGAGAGGAGGAGGGCGAGGGCGAGUCUGGCCUCUACACGGACACACAGGAGUCUGGAGCCACCCGGCCCCUGCAGAACUCACCCAGAGACCCCAUAGUGUCUGUCGGCUUCUACUGCACCAAAGCCUCCGUCACAUUUAAGCUGACAGAGAGCUGCUCUGAGAGCAGUUACUACAGUCCACAGAAGCUGAAGUCUCGUGAGGUCCUCAGUGUGGAGCAGGAGGGAAUCACGGUGGAGGCGCUGAUGAUGGGCGAGCCCUUCUUCGACUGUCAGGUUGGAGUCAUGGGCUGUCGUGCUGUGUGUCUGAAGGGCAUUAUGGGGGUUCGUGAUUUUGAAGAGAACAUGAACAGAAGAGAGGAGGAUGCCGUGUUCUUCCGCUGCGGAGACACGCUGAGCGUUAAGGGCAUGACGUAUCUGACCAACUCGCUGUUCGACUACCGCAGCCCGGAGAACAACGGAGUCCGAGCAGAAUUCAUACUGGAUGGAAACCUGCACAGGAUAUCGUCAGCUUUGGCCGUCAGGCUGAUCUCUGAGAUGCAGAUGAGUGUCGCUCCUCCGGCGAAGCUGAAUGACGCUUCCCGUCAGGAAUGUCGUGUGAAAACGCUCGUCUGUCAGUGCGUCUGCGAUGAACUGCUUGUUUUGUGCUGCUGUUUUCCAGUUUGCGUGGGGCUGCAGGAUUUUCCUGCGCUGCGUAAAGACGAGCCGCUGCUGGUGCAGGAGACGUCGGUGAAGAGGAUCGCGGUCGGUCCGUUAGACCUGCAGCUCCACAGCAGUGCUGUCCACCGGAUCCUGAAGAUGGCUGCUUGCACGCUGGACCACGAGUACCAGCCCUACUGCAGACCGCAGCCGGAUGUUGUGGAGGAGUGUGUGUCUGUGCUGCCGGAGCAGGUGUCAGCGCUGGAGGAGUUUAUUCCCAGCCGUCAGACGAGCGUGACGCUGAUGAGAGCAACAGUCUCUGUCCCUGCAGCAGAAUACAACCUCCUGCACCUCUUACUUCCUGUUCUACUGGGACACAAGGUCUCGGCUGCGCAGACGUCUGUCCCUCAGUUCCAGCUGCUGCGUCCUCUGCCUGCACUGCAGCUGCAGUUUGAGCGCGUCACGUUUGAGCAUUCAGUGCCAAUGUAUGAACAGGAAGUGACACGUGCAGCCAGCAGCCUGAACCAGCCAUCAGACACACUCCUGCACCACUGCUACACACACUGCUACCUGAAGGUCUUUGAGCUUCAGGCUGGUCUGACUGUAAUCGACUCAGAGGGGGGGUUUCAGCCGCUCAUUCCCAUAAUUCCUUCUUUCAGUACUGCGCUCUAUGGGAAGCAGCUCCGUUUGCCUGCAUACUGGGGGAGGCAGCCUUCAGUCCCGGUGUGUGAGUGUGUGUUUGAGCUCCCGCAGGUGUGUGUGCAGGCGACGCGUGCGCAGGUGCUGCUGCUGCAGUGCAUGUAUCGCAGCUGGACACACAGUGUGGGAGGCGGAGCCUGCAGCAGCAUCAGCGACAGCCUCAUUAGCCACGCCUACAAAACUCCAGCAGGUGUGAAGCCGGUGUGUAGCGCUCCCGUGCUGGAGGUGUGUGUUCAGCGUGUGGAGCUGAAGGUGUGUGUGCGGCCGGCGCUGCUGUGUGUUUCUGGGACUCUGGGAGCUGUGAAAGUGUGUGCCAGAACACCGGGUGUGUGUGAGGGGCAGAAGGAUCCCCUGGUUCCUCUGAUUCAGGGUCCGUCUGACACCACAGAUCUUCACACGAGCCGCUGGUUGAGUGGGAGCCGUAAGCCGGCGUCUCUCCUGUCUCCUGAUCUCCUGCAGAUCUCACUGCAGCUCCCGCAGCAGGAGCACGCGCACAACCCCGGUGAGACGACACUACACUCUGGUCAAACCCUGUUGAGCCGUCUACAAAGGGAACAUUUUCAGUCACUCGUGAUUUUGUCUGUGUGUGUGUCAGUGUCUCGCAUGGAGCCGCUGCAGGACGUCCCGUUCACUGUGCCCAGACCUGUGCUGGAGGAGGGCGAUGCGUUCCCGUGGACAGUGUGUGUGAGUCAGCUGAGCAUCUACUCUCUCCUGGGACAGCAGCGGUCUCUCAGCGUGCUCGAGCCGGUGGGAUGCACCUCCACGCUGGCGCUCACCGCUCCCAAACUGCAGCCUGACAGCAGAGACGCCUUCAUCAUGUGUCUGCAUGUGGACCUGCAGCCAGUGCACCUCAAAUGCUCCAACCCUCAGGUCCAGCUGGUGUUUGGUUUGUGGUGUCGAUGGAGUCAGAUCUUCAGUGUGUUUGACCGGAUGCAGAGCAGAGGAGCUCAGAGAGCGUCAGCUGGAUUCCCCGACUCCUCGGCGCCCCCCGCUGGACCCUCGUCACCCGUCCACAGCAGUCUGGGCACCAUCCCUCGGGACACCAGCACCUACAGCCCGUCAGCUGACCUGGGCUCUCCUACAGAGGGUGAUUCGGCGCACACCGAGGACCCUGCGGCCGGUGAGACCAUGACUCUGGAGCAGAAGACCUGCAGCAUCAGCAGCGCCAGCGGAAAACUCAGCAUCUGGAUGCAGUGGAUGCUGCCUAAACUCACACUCCAGCUGUUCUCCUGCGAGCCCAGAAACAACGAGCUGUGUGUGAUGGCAGAGAUGGAGGACAUGAGCGCGUCUGUGGAUGUUCAGGACGUUUAUACGAAGGUGAAGUGUAAAGUGGGCAGCUUCCACAUAGAUCACUACAGAAGCAGUGCUGAAGAGAGCCCGUGUGGUGGGGUCGUCCUCUCUUGCACUGAAAAGCUGAACAGACGCACGGUUCUGCUGCGGCCGCUCAGCAAGCAGGAGCCUUACAGCCAUUUCAGCUUCUUUCCACCUAUGGCGGCGAAGGCUCUGGAGGUCUCGCACCAGCAGCACGGCUUCCUGUCGGUGACCUACACGCAGGCCGUGACGAGGAACGUGCGACACAAGCUGACGGCGCGUCAGGAGCGUGUGCCGGCGUCUCAGAGGCUGUGUGAGGACGGAGCGGACGGAUCGCCGCAGUACCUGCACGAGAUCCUGCUCACGGCACAACCCUUCGACCUGGUGCUGUCCUGCCCUCUGCUGGUGAUGGUGGCGCGUGUCUUCCACGUGUCCCCGCCGCCACACCUGCGUCACCCGAUCCGAGAGCGCGUGUCUGCCGGGCAGCCGAUGAGAGCACACUCGCUGUCCUCCAGCAGCCUGCCGCUCGUCUACCUCAACACCAGCGUGAUCCGGGUCUUCUGCCCUCUGGAGGACACGCAGAGCAGCACACAUUCACAGCUCAAGCACAGAAAGGAAGACACGGUUGUGCUGAAGAUCGGAUCAGUGAGCGUCGCUCCUCAGGCUGAUAAUCCACUGCCGCGCUCCGUCCUGCGCAAAGACCUCUACCAACGGGCGCUGAAUCUGGGCGUUCUGCGUGACCCGGGGUCAGAGGUCGAGGACCGUCAGUAUCAGAUUGACCUCCAGUGCAUCAACAUGGGCACGGCUCACUGGGACGACCUGCGGCCGGAGCGCGAGGGCCCGACGAGCGGCUCUCCUGCAGAUGGUGAACGGAGCUCCCAGAAUCCCGCGCUGGAGUGGAACAUGGCCAGCAGCAUCCGCCGGCAGCAGGAGAAGCGAGUGAUCCUGUCUCCGAUCAUCACGGAUUUCUCUGUGCGGAUCACAGCAGCUCCAGCUGUAAUUUACCGGAAGCCUCUGUCAGCGGAUCACGGCCCAGCCGAGGAAGUGGUGGUGUGCGGCCACAGUCUGGAGAUGAACGUGACGUCCAGUCUGGAGCUGUUUCUGAGCGCGGCUCAGGUUCAGUUACUGCAGCAGCUCCUGCAGGCCAACGUGGGACUGACGAGUGUCGACGAAACNNCAGCGGAUGUGUGCGGUCAUCAGCCGCAGUCCGCGGUCUCUGGUUCGGUGGAGAGUUUGUGUGGCAGCAGCGCCCCCUGCGGGCAGGACAGUGGGUUCGGUAGCGACAGCGCUGGUCUGCGGAUCGUUCAGAUCGAGCGGCAGAGCGGCACAGGUCAGCACCGCCUCGCCCGGCCGUCACAGCAGCCCACCAUCACCAAGAACCUCAGCUUCAUCCCGUUCGAUGUGUUCCUCACCGCCGGCCGCAUCUCUCUAAUGACGUACGCGACCGCGCCUGUGGCCAAACCCCCCGCCGACGCCCCGGGAAAGAGCACGCUCGACGUGCCGGAGGACGAGACUGUUCGGGCCGGGGCUCUGUCCUCACUGACGGCCGAGGAUCUGCUCAACGCAAACACUGCGGGCGGGUCGACAGGGGUCCUGGGGGGCCGCUCGUCUGCGCGACAGGCUCUGGGCGUGACGGUGGUGAGACAGCCGGGCCGCAGAGGAGACAAAGACUGCAGCCUGCAGCCGAUGCUGUUCCUGCAGGUGACGCAGCCGUCCAUCUUAAUCAGCUGCCACCACCGCAAGCAGAGGCUGGAGCUGUCGCUGUUCGACCUCACGCUGAAGGGAGUCGCCACCAACUACAAGAGUCUGGACGCAGGGAAGUCUCUUCCGGAGGCGUUAGACUACAGCGUGUUUUGGCUGCAGACGGUCGCAGGAGAGGCCGACAGUCGGACAGGUAUCCCCCCCCCACUGCUGUUUAUCCUAAUCACAUCUCUCUCUGUCUGUGUCUGUGUGUCAGAGUUGAAGGUGCACAUCAGUCGGCCGGUGAGAGUCAGUCCCACUCUGGCUAAAAUUGAGCAGGCCCAGGUCUUCUGGAAGAGACUCUUUCCUGAGAGGGAGCCCAGAACACCUGCAGGCUCCGCCCACCGCUGCAGCGAAACCCCGCCCACAGCCGACCUGCUGCUGCGCUUUCUGCAGUCGCCCGUUCCCUUCCACAAGAUCUCGCUGCGCACGGUGCAGAUGGUGGUCGGUGUGGAGAUAGAGGCGCACGCGGCGCGGCCCAGUCUGACGCUGUCUGUGUCGGCCAUGACCGGCGCGCUGACGCUGAAGAACGCCAUCAAACCCACAGAUGGUUUUAAGGAGGUCUGUCUGUCGGUUCAGUGUGAGGACGUGUUGGUGCGGACGGGUCUGAAGGACAGAAGUGCAGUGUUUGUGGGUCCGUUCUCCUGCAGUGCGGAUCUGGAGGCUCAUUGGUGCAGACACAGUGGAAGCUCCGCCCCCGACUCACCUGGACCCCCGAGAGUGUUGAUUGACAUGAAGGGAGGCCUUCUGCAGGUGUUUUGGGGGCAGCAGCAGUUUAACUGUUUGUCUGAGAUUCAAGAACAGCUGCAGAACUACUGGAAUCAGAUGAGCAGAACGGAGGCGGAGUCUAAUGAAAAGCCCCUCCUCUCUACACCGCCACGCACCCCUCGCCCCGCCCAAUCAGAACACUCCUCUGAUGAUCUGCGCACAGGCCUCUUCCAGUACAUACAGGACUCAGCGUGUCAGAAGCUGCCGUCGCCUCAUGAGGUGGUGUUUUGGAGGGAGACGGACGAGUCUCCAGGUGUGAUGCUGUGGCGGUAUCCUGAACCGCGUGUAAUUAAGUUCCUCAGGAUCACACCUGUUCCCUUCAACACCACUGACGACCCGGACAUCAGUACAGCCGACCUCGGGGACGUGCUGCAGGUGCCCUGCAGUCUGGAGUUCUGGGACGAGCUGCAGCGGGCGUUUGUGCCGUAUAGAGAGUUCAGCCUAUCAGAGAGCAGCGUGUGUGAGCUGACCCUGCCCACUCUGACCCCCGACACACACCAGACUGACCUGGUGACCUCUGACCUCUGGAGGGUGGUGCUCAACAGCAGCAGUGAUGGUGGAGACGAGAGUUCGGACAGUGAAUCAGGUUCUCAGGUGCCCUGUGAGCAGCUGGUGUGUCCCACCGCUCUGGCUGCGUGUACGCGUGUGGACUCGUGUUUCGCACCGUGGUUCGUGCCGUCAGUGGGCGUCUCCAUACAACUGGCAUUCCUGCAGCUGCACUUCUGUCACAACCUGGAUCAGCUGGGCACAGUGCCGUGCCAGAAGCUCCGCCCCUUCCUCCCAGACAGGAAGUCGCCUCAGGAUCAGGAGUUUGCGGUGGUGUGUGUGCGUGAGCCGUGUGUGUUUGUGCGUCAGUGGAGGGACGUGAUGCAGUGCUGUCAUGAGCUCAGCUUCUCGUCCACGCUGAGCUGCAGACUGCUGGAGUACCGCAACCUCACGUACCUGCCUGUCCUUCAGCCGGUCAGCCUGCGGGGACACGCCACACACACACACACACGCUCACGCCGCACGCUGCACUGCGAUACCACGCUGCAGCCGCUGCACGCCGCCGCCGGCCAGUACGCCGUUCACACGCUGGACCGAGCGCUGCAGGCCUGGAGACAGAACGGCGUGUUGGAUGCAGAGGAAGUGGUUUUCAGUCAUUACGUCAUCUGUAACGACACACAGGAAGUUCUAAGGUUUGGACAGGUGGACACAGAUGAGAACAUCCUGCUGCAGAGCAACCAGAGUCACCAGUACAGCUGGAGAACCCACAAAUCCCCACAGCUGCUGCACAUCUGCAUGGAGGGCUGGGGGAACUGGCGCUGGGCCGAACCCUUCAGUGUCGACGACGCAGGGACUUUACUGAGAACCAUCCAACACAGAGGACAGACAGCCACUCUCAUCAUCAGAGUCAAACAGCUCACAGGAGUCCAGAAACAAGUGAUCAUCUGUGGCAGGCAGGUGGUGUGUAGUUUUCUUCAUCAGUGCAUCGAGCUGCGGCUGGUGCAGCACUACACGGGUCAGGACGGUCAGCUGGAGCUGCGUGAGCGUGUCACCCGUCUGGAGCCAGAUAGCAAACUGGCCUCGUUUGUGCUGGAGGACGCGGAGCUGACGGAGCUGUGUGUGCGCGCCUGCGGUGAUGACGCCUGGUCACAGGACGUCUGUCUGGAUCACAGCGACAAACACAGCAGCUCUGUGGUGCAGGUGCCGUGUUCUAAUGGAUCACUGCUGCAUGUCUGGUGCACACGAAUCCUGCUGGAGCCAAACACACACAUGCAGCGGAGAGUGGUUGUGUUCAGUCCUCUCUUCAUGAUGUGGAGUCACCUGCCGGAUCCGGUUCUGGUUCACGUGGAGAAGAGGAGUCUGGGUCACAGAGACACGCAGCUCAUUCACGGCCGCGGCCACCAGGAGGCGCUGCUGAGCGUGGAGGAAGAUCUGACACACCACCUCACCUUCCAGGCCAGGGAGGAAGAGGACGCGUCUCACUGUGCAGUUCCUGUGUCCACUGCUGUUAUCAAACAGAUCCUGAGCAGAGCAGCAGCAGAAGAGAACCAGAACCAGAACCAGCAGGAUGUUCUAGAGCACUUCUACGGAGAGAAGACAUCCAGCGGUCCGGUGUGGCCCUACAGCAGCCGACAAACAGACAGGUGUGCGGUGGAGUCGGUGGCGCAGUGGGACAGUCCGAUGCAGGUGCGUCUGAGUGCGUGGCGCGCGGGUCUGAACACGCUGCUGGUGGAGCUGCUGCCGUGGGCUCUUCUGGUGAACCGCUCGCACUGGGACCUCUGGAUGUUUGAGGCAGAGAGCAUUAUAGUGCAGAUACCAGCCGGGAAAACCAUUGUACCGCCCAACUUUAAGGACGCGUUCCAGAUCGGCAUCUAUUGGCCGCACACUAACACGGUGCACAAGUCUCCUGCCGUGCGAUUGGUCCGUGAGGUGUCGUCGCCGCGGUGGCCGGAGGGGGGCGGAGCAGACGUCCUGCUGCUGGAUGAGGAGGGAUACAUACACACGGACAUCACACUCGGAACUCAGCCGGGAAAACUCAAGCUCUGUCAGUUUUGUGUGUCAUCUUCAGUGAAAUACGGGAUUCAGGUUUUGCAGAUUGAGGAUAAAACCGUCCUGGUGAACAACACGACAAACACUAUCAAGUGUAGAGCUGUGAUGUCACAACACACAACCACACCUGAGCAGCCUCAUCACGUCCCUGAGUCGUGCAGCUUCACUCUGGGUCCCGCGGGUGUGGCUGGAGAUCAGGUGUGCGGUGUGGUGCCGUGUUGGGAUGUUCUGCAGGACAGUCAGACAGCAGAGGACAUGCAGCUGUCGUCGAAGCAGCUGCUGCUGAGUUUGGAGAGUGCAGAGGCGCAGUGGAGUCCUCCAGCCCUCGUGAGGACAGAUUUCCCCAGACAGAGCGUUCCUGUGCCGGUGGAGCCGGACACCGACUGGCCCUUCAACACCAGGCCUCUGGUUCUGACCUGUCAGGAGCAUCUGGGCGUCACGUAUCUGACUGUGAGUGAAGAUCAGUGUCCACGCAUGCUGAUUCACAACCGCUGCCCCAAGAGCCUCUUACUGAGGGAGAACACCAGGGCGUGUGUUUCAGAGUCAGAGAGGUCAGAGGUGUUCAGCCGGACGGUUCCUGCUCUCUCUUCUGUCCAUCAUGAGUUGUUUCAUCAGGCCUCCAGCUUCCCUGAGUGCCGACAGAAAGAGACGCUGCCCACCCUGCAGCUGCGCAUCAUCACGGACACGCCCACCGGUCACUCAGCCACGCCCACCGGCCGCACAGACACGCCCCCCUCACCAGGCUGGACUGAUGCCAUCGAUAUCAGUAGUCCUGGAACACAGGUUGUUUUUCUUUCUGGUUUCGGCUGUUUGUACAUCGACGUUCUUCACCAGAGCGGCACCAUCACGCUGACGCUCGCACCAGAGAGCAGCGCUGGAGACAUCGUCACACGCCACAGGCCGUCCGAUCAGGUGCUGUCCUUCAGGAUUCUGCUGAAUGAGGCGAGCGUGGCGCUCUGUGAUGACAUCACCAGCCCGUCCAGUUCUGUGGAGCUACUGCGUCUCACCAUCUCCAAACUGCUGCUUCAGCUGCCGCCCGGCGAACCCUCGGCCGUCCACACCGUCCAGAUCCACUGCGCCGGCCUGCAGGUGGACAACCAGCUGUACGAGCGCGCCAGCUUCCACUUCCCCGUCAUCCUGUGCCAGGAGCCUCAGAGUGAGCCCGACCUCGCGCCGACCCCGCAGCGCCUUCAGGAGUUCUGCGACGCCUGCUUCCUGUCCCUGAGCGUCACCGUCUCCCCCGAUGGCCGGCUGGACCGCCUCGCCCUCCGCGUCAGACCGGCGCGCGUCUAUCUGGAGGACACCUUCAUCUACUACAUGAAGACGCUCUUCCACACCUACAUCCCAGAAUGCACCCUGGGUGGGCGGGGCUGCGGCGGAGGGGUGGAGCCUGUGGUCCCGCGGGAGGUGCUGGAGUCCACACACGCUCUGGUGACGCCGGUGCUGCUGCAGAAGCUGUCCAUCGAGCCGGUUCAUCUGCUGGUGAGCAUCCACGCCUCGCUCAAGCUCUACAUCGCCUCCGACCACACGCCGCUGUCCUUCUCACUGUUCGAGCGCAGCCCCAUCUGCACCACACCGAGACAACUGGUGCACACACUCGCCAUGCACUACGCCGCAGGAGCACUCUUCAGAGCAGGUUGGGUCGUGGGCUCUCUGGAGAUUCUGGGCAGUCCGGCCAGUCUUGUGCGGAGUAUCGGGAACGGCGUGUCGGAUUUCUUCCGGUUGCCGUACGAGGGUUUGACCCGCGGGCCGGGAGCGUUUAUCAGUGGCGUCUCUAGAGGAACAAACUCCUUCAUCAAACACAUCUCUAAAGGAACUCUGACGUCCAUCACAAAUCUGGCCACGAGUCUGGCGCGGAACAUGGACCGUCUGUCGCUGGACGACGAGCAUUACAUGCGACAGGAGGAGUGGAGGAGACAGUUACCUGAGACUCUGGGAGACGGACUGAGACAAGGCCUGUCGAGACUCGGCAUCAGCCUGCUGGGAGCGAUCGCAGGAAUCGUGGAUCAGCCCAUGCAGACGUUCACUCGGACGCUGGAGUUGCCGAGCUCGGCGAGCAGUGCGGCCCGCGGCGUGAUCUCAGGAGUGGGGAAAGGCAUUGUGGGAGUUUUCACCAAGCCAAUCGGAGGAGCAGCUGAGCUGGUGUCGCAGACGGGAUACGGUCUGCUGCACGGCGCGGGUCUCUGGCAGCUUCCCAAACAGCUGCACCUGCCGACUGACACCAGAUCAGCCGACGCCUCCAACAGCCACGUCAAAUACAUCUGGAAGAUGCUGCAGUCUCUGGGCCGUCCGGAGCUGCACAUGGCUCUAGACGUGCGUAUGGUGAGCGGAUCGGGGCAGGAACACGCCGGCUGCACUCACUCACUCACUCACACCUCACACACACACACACACACACCUGGACGCAUCACACUCACACUGCAGCAGCACCGAGUGACCAGUGACACUGAGGUGGACGGUGCUCGUGAGCGUCUCUCUGAGCUGCAGUACAGUCGGCUGGUGGAUUUCGUCACCGGGGCGUCUCAGUAUUUGUCUCCAUCUCUGUCGUCCCUCCAUCAGCAGCCUCCCGUCACUCCUGCCGAGCCGCAGCCCACCGUUUCCAAAACAUACCAGUAUCACGCCGACCCGGCCUUCACACGCGUGUUCGUCUGCAAGUUCAACAUGGUGAAAAACAAAGCGCUGCGCAUCGGCUUCCACUGAAAUCCAGAUUUCAUCUUCAUGUUUGUAUUUAAAGAGUAAAACACUUUAUUAUCGUUUAUUAACGUCACUACAUCGGCCAGAGCCUCUGAUUGGCUGCUUCUGUAUGAAUGAGGUGGAUGUGAUGCUUUAAACCAAAAGGCCUUUCGUUUUGUAUUUUUAUAAGCAAUGCAAGAAAGAUGAUUUACUGUUAUUUCAUAAUUUGCUCCUGUAUUCUUGUCUAAUGAAAAAUGAGUGUCAUUAUAUAAUGAAUCUGUUUUUUGUAAAUAAAAUAUAAUUAGCUAA
Sinocyclocheilus rhinocerous is the source of this 11803-nucleotide messenger RNA. It is a transcript of the gene vps13b, whose product is annotated as vacuolar protein sorting 13 homolog B. The transcript is spliced from 61 exons. Bases 98 to 11521 code for a protein of 3807 amino acids. The record is from RefSeq and is a predicted model, not a curated record. Lineage: Eukaryota; Metazoa; Chordata; Actinopteri; Cypriniformes; Cyprinidae.